Messenger RNA from Tetrahymena thermophila SB210, 3657 nucleotides. Its product is annotated as cyclic nucleotide-binding domain protein. NCBI's taxonomy places the organism in Eukaryota, Ciliophora, Oligohymenophorea, Hymenostomatida, Tetrahymenidae. The record is from RefSeq and is a predicted model, not a curated record. The transcript is spliced from 11 exons.
AUGAAUCAUAUUCUUUCUAAUUAGUUUGAAGAUUUAAAUAGUUCCAGCUAGCAUUAGCAACUAGCACAGUCUUCACUAACACUUCGUGAAGGCGAGAGCCGUCGCAGAGAUUUAUUAUAAAAUAACCCUCUGGAAGACUUGAACUUUAAACACACUGAUUCAAGCGAAGUUAACAGGUCUUUUGUUUUAGAAAAUAUCAUAAUUAGCAAGUAUUAAAAGGAUAGAUUAGAGAAUAAAGUGAAUAUAGAUGCAGAGAAAGAUUUAGAAAAGCAAGAAAUUUGUUGCAUCGAACAUGAAUAGAGCUACUCUACACACAAUAAAACGAAACAAAGUUGCAUUAAUGAUAAUAUCCACUUUUAGCCUGAUAAAAUUAACAAUAAUGUGAUCUUUCUUGAUUAGGUUAGCAUGAGAAAUAAUGAGUCUGAUAUAAAUCAUAUAGAUUUUUCAAAAUAGCACAUGAGUAAAAGCUUCACAAAAAGAAACUCUUCGAAAUUAAAUUUAAUAUCUCACAAAAACUUAAAUUAAGCUGAAUUGAAUGUUUCAGAAUAAUAGAUGAACGAAUAAAAAGGUAGUUUUAGGCAUAAUAAUGUAAGUAAUAUAAAUAACACUACUAAUUUAGCAGUAACUCCUAUCGAUGAUCCAAAUCCUGUUAGGCUAAGUAAAACAUUCUUCUGGUUUUAACGCACUCAAUUUGUGAAGAAAUUUGUUGAACUGAUGAAAUAUAAAUCUACUCGUUUUUUAUUUAAAAACUUGGGUGAAAAUCAAUUUGAAAUGCUUGGCGACUAAAGUACUAAUCUCAUGUAUUUUAUAAAGAAAGGAUUGCUAUCAAAUUAGGAAAUGUAUAGAUAAUCUUUGGCCACUAAAUUUUUGCAUAUUUUAAGAAAAUUCUACUACUCAGAAUCUUUCAUCAUAUAGCCAGAAUCUCUUAUAGCUCUAGUUAUUGAAAUAGUUUCUAUUAUAAUCAAUUUAUUGUUUAUAUUCUUGAUUCCAAUCGAUGUAUCUUUCAACAAUAGCAUAGAUCAUUUUUCCUUUAAUCUAAAGAAUAUCCCUUUGUUCAUUAUUCCGUUAGAAAUAUUCAUUAAGUUAAAUACUGCUGUUUAUAAAAGAGGAUUGAUCAUUUAAUCAAGAGCAGAGAUAUAUAAAAAAUUUAUUAGAAGCUAGUCAAAGAUAGAGAUAAUUAUUUUCAUAGUUUAUGCAUUAUCAUUUGUCAAGGAGGAUAAAACUAAUUUCUUAUAAUACGUGAUAGCUUUUAAGAUAUUUUUUGUGAUCACAACACUUAAAAGCAUAUUUAGAAAAUAAGAUCAUGGAAUGCAGCAUCCAAUUAUGCUAAAAAUUAUAACUCUCAUUUUGAUCAUUCUAACUUUCUCUCAUACCCAAGCAAUGAUAUUUGCAAAAAUAGGAUUUUCACAGUCAAAUGGAUGGAUUCAGCAAAUAUUGGGUAAUACUAAUGAUAAUAUAACCAUAUAUAUAAGUAGCAUUUACUGGUCAAUAAUAACUAUGGCAACUGUAGGUUAUGGAGACAUCCACCCAGUAACAAAAAUUGAAAUGAUUUAUGUAUCAAUUGUAAGCUUGAUUUCUUGUGGAGUUUACGGUUAUGGACUAAAUUCUAUUGGCAAAAUAUUAUCUGACAUAUAAAUAAAAGAAGAGAAUUUUAAUAAAAAAAUGAAGAUUUUAAACUACUCAAUGAAUUAAAGGAAUCUAGAUAAACAAUUACAAUACACAGUUAGAAAAUAUUUUGAGUAUUUAAACAAAGAAGAAUAAGCUGAUGACGAGUUUGCAAAUCAGAUGAUUAAUACGUUGCCCUUAUCCAUGAAGGAAAGAAUCCUCUUUGAUGCGAACCAUAAAAUUCUUUAUUCUUAAAAGCUAUUUUAUUUAAAUUUUAGUAAAUAAUUCUUAGAUAGACUUUCUUUGGAAAUGAAAACCAUGAAAUUAGGACCAGAGAUAGACCUAUUUGAUCUUACCAAAGACAAUAAUAUGAGAGUUUAUUUUAUAUUAAAAGGAAAUGUUGAAGUCAGCAUUUGUUCUAAAAUUGUCAAAAAAAAGCCUACCAUUUUAAGAAAAGGAGAUAUGAUAGGCAUUAUAGAAUUCCUUACACAGCAUAGGAAAAACAAAGGAAUGGCUAAAACAUCUAAUGUUGUUACCUUGCUUUACAUUGAAUUUAGUGAUUUUUAUGACUGUAUUAAAUAAUUUCCUAACGAUUUUGAAUAGUUUUGCAUGAUUAGAGACAAAAUCAGUAUUUAUAAUAAUUACAAUGGGUUGGAUUAAAAAUGUCAGGUGUGCAACAAAUACUCUCACAUCAUAAAAGAUUGCCCUUUCCUGAACUUUCAACCAAAUUAUGAAAAAUUAAUACAUCAAGCAAAUAGCUCAGUUAACUAAGAAAGAACUGAAAACAUUUAAAGAAAAAAAUUUAAAUGCAAUGUUUUCAAUCAAAUUUAGAGUAUUUAGGCUCACUCAAAAAAGAUACAAAGCUUCAAUAUUAUCUAAGAAUAUUAUGAAGAGAUGGGAAUUGCAGAUGAAGGAAAGGAAUAGUAAGUUGACAAAGAAAAAAAAUCUACUCUACUGUUAAAUAAUGUUUUCGGAACUUUUGUGAGCUAAAAACAUUCAACAUUUAAGCAUGUGGAUUGGGAUUAGCUAGAAAAUUCUCCUACCUAAACUAAAUUAACUUAAGUAUAACUCUCAAGAGGAGGAUCAAAGAAGGUUUCUAUUUCAAAUAAAGAGUCAGAGUCUUACAAAAGAGAGAAUUCAAGAACUAAAUCAAGAAAAUACGCUCAAUUUAAUCCUUAGGUUUAAUCAUAAUAACAACAAUAACAAUAUCUAUUGAAUGCAAUAAUUACACCUAAUUCUGGAUUUUACCCUAAUAACUAACAAAUAUUUUUUCCUAAUCCCAUAGUUUCAAAUAUAUAAAAUACAAUUAUUCAAUAACCUUUAGCGAACAGCCUCAAUAUUUUUAAUUAGCAUUAAGGAAAAUCUUCAUCAUCGAAUUUGAACAAUAAUUUAGAAAUUGAACAAGAAACUAAAAACUUGCAAUAAAAAUCUUUAUUGGAUAUUCAGUUCAUAGAAACUGCAAAUAUAUUUCCUUCUACUUCAUCUACUCUUCCUUAAGGCUAGCAAUAAAUAGUAAUCAACAACCAAAAUCCUAAUAACAGCUUUGGCAGUAAUACUUAUAACAACAACAAUAAUUAAUCUCCCUUUUACCAUAGAUCUGUGAGUAAAGAAUAUCCAAUUUAAAGUUUUUCUAAUGCGGUUUCCAAUUAACAAUAACAAAGCACAAUGGCUAAUUCAUAUCAGUAAAUGUAAAGGUCUUAAUUUAAUUUAAAUAAUAAUUUUUUCAAUAAUAACAAUUAACCUGUUGGUAUGAUGAUGUCUAACAACAUAUCUUCAGAGCUUGAAUCAAGCAAAAUUUAUCAAAAUAAUGAACCAUUAGUAGUUCCAACUUUUACGAAAAACACUUAUUCUAACCACGAAACUAUGGUAGGCUACUAAUUCUAGCAAUUAACAGACUAUAUAAACUUUGAAGAAUUAGACACUUACAAAAAUUAUAAAGUUUACUUUCCUCAUAAUAAUAUUUCAAAAAUAUUAAAAAAACUAAAUCUGAAUAUAAAAUCCAAGCAAACUUUUAAGACAUCUAGAAUAAGAAGAAUAAAAAAAAAGAAAUGA